Molecule: messenger RNA, 1592 nt
Organism: Cydia splendana
Lineage: Eukaryota; Metazoa; Arthropoda; Insecta; Lepidoptera; Tortricidae
Gene: mrn
Product: general transcription factor IIH subunit 4
Exons: 10
Coding region: 139-1569 (476 amino acids)
Biological process (GO): nucleotide-excision repair
Cellular component (GO): transcription factor TFIIH holo complex; transcription factor TFIIH core complex
Molecular function (GO): ATPase activator activity; double-stranded DNA binding
Source: RefSeq, a predicted model, not a curated record
ACAAAGUUUGUAGUUGGCUACUGACAAUAGUGUUAAUUUUAGUUAUUUUUAAAUAAUUCAUGCUGCUGUAUAAACAUCUUCUUCAGUGAUAACCUUUUUAGAAAUAUAUAUGUUUCAUUAAUAGUCAACAGUUCCACAAUGUCAGAGUCUUCUAAAUCAAAGAGUUCUUUGAACCUGAACCCUGCACCGACAUUGCAGUGUAAAGAUCUUCAUGAGUAUCUAAAAAGCCGGUCAGCACAGUUUCUAGAGACUUUAUACAACUAUCCUACAAUAUGCCUAGCCGUGUACAGAGAGCUGCCGGAGCUGGCGCGGCACUUCGUGAUCAGGUUGCUGUUUGUGGAGCAGCCCGUGCCGCAGGCUGUCGUAGCGUCCUGGGUCUCACAGGCGCAUGCCAAAGAGCAGAUAAAGGCAGCUGAAGCACUGUCAGAGCUGUCAGUGUGGCAAGACGCACCCAUUCCUGGAGGCUUACCUGGCUGGAUGCUGGCACAGUCCUUUAAGAAGAACCUUAAAGUUGCUCUGCUAGGCGGUGGGCGACCAUGGAGCAUGUCAAUGUCCCUCGAGCCAGACGGCAAGGCUCGCGACGUGGCGUUCCUGGACGCGUACGCGCUGGAGCGGUGGGAGUGCGUGCUUCACUACAUGGUGGGCUCCGCGCAGACCGAGGGCAUCUCCGCUGAUGCUGUGAGGAUCCUACUCCACGCUGGGCUCAUGACCAGAGACGCCGAGGACGGUUCAGCAGUGAUAACCCGCGCCGGCUUCCAGUUCCUCCUCCUGAGCACCGCCAAGCAGGUGUGGCUGUUCCUGCAGCACUACCUCCACACGGCAGAGAAGAGGAGUUUAUCAGCGGCUGAAUGCCUGGCGUUUCUUUAUCAGCUCAGCUUCAGCACCCUGGGAAAGGAUUACAGUACGGAGGGCAUGAGCAACAACAUGCUGGUAUUUCUGCAGCAUCUCCGCGAGUUCGGCCUCGUCUACCAGAGGAAGCGUAAAGCUGGGCGCUUCUACCCGACCCGCCUGGCGUUAAACAUAGCGAGUGUGAGAGGGGACGCCGAGAUAUCCCAACCCGCCGAUACUCGCGGAUACAUCGUCGUGGAGACCAACUACAGGGUGUAUGCGUACACACAGACCAGCUUGCAGGCGGCGCUGCUCGGGCUGUUUGCAGAGCUCUUCUAUAGGUUCCCUAACUUGGUGGUGGGCGUGCUGACCCGGGACUCGGUGCGGCAGGCGCUGCGCGGCGGCAUCACGGCCGCGCAGAUCAUCAAGUACCUAGAGCAGCACGCGCACCCGCAGAUGUUAAAAGCGGACUCUGGCGGUAUCCGGACGGAGUCAGUGUUACCCCCGACGGUGGUGGACCAGAUCAAGCUGUGGGAGAGCGAGCGCAACCGCGCCACCUACACCGAGGGCGUCGUCUACAACCAGUUCCUGUCGCAGGCGGACUUCGCGGCGCUGCGCGACUACGCGCGCGGCGCCGCGGUGCUGAUGUGGCAGUCCGAGCGCACGCGCACCGUCGUCGUCACGCGCGCCGGCCACGACGACGUCCGCCGCUACUGGAAGCGGUACUCCAAGCGGGAGUAGGCAACCUUCAUGCGACGGGAUAC